GAAAGCUUACAUCAGCAGUACAGAAGCAAAGUCAUCACUUGACUUCCUCCGCAGUCAGGACUCGCACACCAAGUCUUCGGCAUGGCUCAUCCACCAGCUCUAACCGUUGUAACGGCGAUCCUGCUGUUGAGCGGCGUUACGGCGUUUGACAUAGAUGUAGGGGGCAUCUGUGAAGAUGAGGCGGAGCCCUGUGCCUGCGGAUCUACUGGUCUCAACUUCGUCAUCACGUAUAAGACAUGCGCAGCGUUCUACCGCUGGAAGCCCUACUGUCGCAUCUGUGGUGACGUGGACCACAAUGACGUGUGUCAGCAGUACCGUUACUGCGCAGAGUGCCGUGACCUCAAGUACACGGAGUCUGACGGCUGCGCCAGAUGUCCACCCAACAAGUACGGGAAGUUCUGCACAUUAGAUUGUAAUUGUCGGAACGGAGGUGUCUGUAAGUCGGACGGGCGCUGCGAAUGUUCGGCGGCAUUUCAUGGUCGAUACUGCCAGCAUGAAGUCGAGCCAGAAGUGACUUGUCCCGACCGAGGAACCCCGCCUAAUGGUCAGUUAAGGUCAAGGCCUUUGGCUAGCUACACGGAGGGGUCGACGGUCCGUUUUGAGUGCAACGAUGGUUACAGUCUACGUGGUUCCAGCACGUCUAGGUGUGAGUCGUCCGGUAGUUGGAGCAGCCCCGUUCCUUCAUGUGUUAAAGUUUGCCAGGACCCUGGGACACCUACCAACGGUAGAAUUGUCCCUACCGGAAACCGACAACAACAGCAAUACCGACGGCCUGAAUCGCACCACAACAUCGGCAGCCAGGUCACAUUUCGGUGCAAUGACGGGUAUCGUCUGGUAGGGGCCGCCCAGAUCAUCUGUACGUACGAUGGGCAGUGGAACGACGUCAUCCCAUCUUGUGGUAAGUCUAACUUCACAUCCACAAACAGGGACCCGGUCAGGCUGUUUGUGGAAACGAAAAAUAGAAAUGUAUACGUAAAAAUAUACACAAGUAAUGCCGACGACUAUUCUCUAUAUGUCUUGUGUAGUUAUGUGUCUUUUAUAGCUGCCCGGCCAGGCCCCGGUUUGGAAAUACAUUCAUAA
Messenger RNA from Branchiostoma floridae (Florida lancelet), 1080 nucleotides. RefSeq names its product clotting factor C-like. The transcript is spliced from 7 exons. The coding region runs from base 82 to 1080 and encodes 332 amino acids. The record is from RefSeq and is a predicted model, not a curated record. NCBI's taxonomy places the organism in Eukaryota, Metazoa, Chordata, Leptocardii, Amphioxiformes, Branchiostomatidae.